AACCAGCCAGCCAGCCAGCUCGUUUAGCAUGAAUCAGUCUUGGGGUUUGUUUUGAUCGCGUCACACGUGUGCGGCAGUGGCUCUCGAAGCAGUCAACGUUCAGGCGUAUAGCGUGCGGGUCUGGUGCGCUUCAACGAGUCGUCUGUUAAGUUCAUUUUAUCCAAUUUAUGAAUGAGUCUCCUGAACAUGUGUGGAUGAUAUCUUGCUGAUCGAGCACUAGCUGGCUGCUGUUGUAGUUGUAAGAAGUGAUCGUGGGCAUCUAAACUAGUCCAGUCAGACUUCAAAAUUAACUCACCAGGUUGUUUUUUGAGCCUUCUGGUGCAAUUUAAGAAAAAAAAAGUAUCUACAAUCUUCAUGUUAGUGUCAAAAUUUACAGAACAAGUGUUCACGUGAGAUUCCAGUUACUAAAAGGGUGCAGAAGUUAGGCAUAAAAAACUAGGGAAUACGCCUAAAGGAUACCUCAACAAAUUCCAUAAAGAAACACGCCCUUCCAUCGGAUCCAAUUAAGUUCCAGGAUCAUCAUGAAUCGAUAUCUUUUGGGGACGAUUGUUCUGGUUGCCGUCUUCAAAACAGCGGCGGCAAUCGAGUGCUACGUGUGCAAUGCCACCGAUUCCAACAGCCCGUUCCAGUGCAGCGAAUGGUUCGAGCGAUUUGACACCCCGGACAUCAAGCCGCAGGACUGCUCCAACGUGUACGGCGCCAAGUACUGCAUCAAACACAUCGGACGCUUCGAAGCCGCCGGGAUUCUCUGCUAUCAGUGCUCGUCGGCCCAUUCGAUGUACUGUUCCGAUAUGCUGGUGGCCGAUGAGGCUUCGCCCUUCAAACCGGAACCGUGCGAUCACGUAUUCGAGGCUGCGUACUGCAUCAAAUCAACGGCUAUGCAUGGUGGUAUCGGAGCCAAACGAUACUGUUCGUCUCGGGAUCUGGGCAACUACUGCAACUAUGUGAGAAACCCCGGGGAUCAGAUCGAGUACCGGUCGUGUAUCUUCACCUGUGAUACUGAUGGAUGUAACGGUGCUUCUCGGAUGGGAGGAUCGUCCUGGACCUUGUUCCAACGGAUGUUACUCGGGGGACUGGGAUCCCUCGUGGUGGCUGCGAUAUUGCAACGAUGAGAUCCAUUUUUCAGCAGCGAUUCCGAUUGGUUGGUUGGAUAUUGUAGGGUAAUAGUUUCACAAAACAUUCCUCCUCAGAUUAGUUAUAGAGCUUAGUUUAGGUUGAACCGAAAGCUUUUUGUAUUAAAUUACAACUGUUCAACGAUUUUGUGCCGUCCAUAUACAUCUUACCUUUUAGUUAGACAAAAAGUGUUUUUUUUUCAGUACAUAAGAGCAGUUUUGAGUAAAAUAAACGACAAUAAU
This is a messenger RNA of Uranotaenia lowii, 1355 nucleotides long. Its product is annotated as U-scoloptoxin(05)-Sm1a-like. The record is from RefSeq and is a predicted model, not a curated record. Bases 522 to 1112 code for a protein of 196 amino acids. The transcript has 4 exons. Gene Ontology annotation, biological process: positive regulation of voltage-gated potassium channel activity; regulation of synaptic transmission, cholinergic; sleep. Lineage: Eukaryota; Metazoa; Arthropoda; Insecta; Diptera; Culicidae.